UUGACUUCAGCUGAAGCCUUGCAACAUUUUGAUGAGUUGUUGCUUGGAGCCUUGAAUGAUUUGACAGAGUUAUUUCGAGAGACCGGAAGAGAUGCAAGCAAGGCUGCAGAAGUGGUUGAAAAACGUGGAGAGUCCUUAGAUUCCUACCACCACUUGCAGUGGUUUGGUAUUUUUCUUCUAUCCAAAGAUAUCAAGUCAUUGGAGGCGGCUAAAUUUGAGUCAUAUGAUGAGAAAAAUAAAAAGAAUAUAGCAGUGGAGUCUGAUAGCAAUAAUCAAUCAUACACAGAUAAUUUAAAUGAUCAAAAAGAUGACUUUAUGGGUGAAAAGGCUGAAGACCCUCACGAGUCGAUGGUGGAUGUUGCUGCUCGUAUUCGUAGACUAGCACCGGCAUGUUACUUUGGUACAGCUCUAGAGAUGUGCUUUACAGAUUGCUUUGUACUUGGUCUUGACAGAGUCAAGACUGCCCGGGAAAAAUUGUUUAGAGAAGUUCCCAAUCAGCUAAAACUGAAUAAGGCACUUGAAGUAGCUUGUGCAGUCAAAGGUGCGCUGCGCAUUGUUUCUGCUGGUGAUUCGGCGUUCCGUGAGUUAAUUAAGUUUGAACCUUUACUAUAUACGGACUGGCGGCGAAUAGCUCCUGCAAGCGGUCACAAGACGGUCGCGCCCGUAGUGGCGGCGACGCCGGAGUCCCCAGGUGUAAUGUAA
Parnassius apollo (apollo) is the source of this 702-nucleotide messenger RNA. The record is from the annotation of a GenBank genome assembly. Lineage: Eukaryota; Metazoa; Arthropoda; Insecta; Lepidoptera; Papilionidae.